AUGUAUGGUUCCGAUCCAUUAGUGAUAACUGAUCUUAAAAGUGAACUAGACUAUGUGAAGAAUCUCAUGGAGAAACGUGCAAUAGAAGAAACAACUUUCACCGAAGGAAAUGAUGGUACAGUGAACAUUUCAGGACCAUCAGGAAGCACAACCGUUCCAGGAGUCGACUUCGUGGAAGAUCCAAACAAAGUACUUCCAGACGUGCUAGAUGCAUUUGAUGAACCAUUCGACGCUGACUGGGACGAAAUAGAGAUCCGUCUGAGUAAACUGAAAAAGUUCUCAGAAAACCGGCUCACAGCAAAUAAAAAGAGAGAUUUCGAAAACCAAGUAGAGCGUGUUCAAGCUGUCACAAGAGUCAUCAAGGGUAAGGAGGGACUAAUACUAGACCCUAGGAAUAAAUAUGCCAGGGAACUCAUCAAACGAUCAUCUGUCAGAACACUCAAUGAUGGCACAGAGGUGUUGGUAUUUAGAAGUGAACAAGGUAUUGACAGAGGUGAUACCCAGAUAAUGAAACGUGGUAAAACCAGGAAACCUGUGUACUCCAAGAACUCCAUUGCACUGAGAGAAUACAAGGACCUUAUAAAGAAAAUAAAAGAGGUACCAACGGAUCCUGACGCUAUAAUUGGAAGUGAUGAAUCAAUUUACGAGGAUACUAAAGAAGAGCCCCAAUUUGAUGAAAGUAGUGAGGAAUUCGCUAACCGUGAGAACAUUGAGUUAAUAGACAUAAGUGCAAAACUAGGAGACCAUCCAGGGCUAACAAUGGCAGAAAACAAUGAACUGAGAGGUGUUCUUAACCCGCCUGAGGGAUCAAGUAUAGAAGGCAGAACAGGACCAGCAGGUGCACUGCAAGUACAAGCGGACUACUUUGAUGAAGCUAUUGGUAGAACUGUAGAGCAAGCCACUGAAGCUGAGGGUACAACUGAGUGCAAUGCUCUUAUAGAAAGAAUUGAUAGUCUAAAGGAAGCUAGAGAUCGAACCCUAGAACAGAGAGUAUUAGAGGAAACCAAAGAGGCGCAGUUGGAAGAUAUUUCCAGAUUACGUAAGUUUGUGAAAUGGUUAGGGGAGGAGAAGGUGGGUCUAACUGGAAUAGCAAUAUCAACAGCAGGUCUACUAACAACUAUUCUUAUUCAUGCUAGGGGAGCCAUUGUGAAGACAGCAAAGACCACUGGUAAAGUAGCAAAAGCAUUAGCAAAUUUAGCGAAGAAAGCAGGACCAGUUCUAGUUCCAAUUCUGAACGCAGUUGCAACGGCGCUAUCAUGGGGAGCCAAAGGAAUUACCUUGUUAGCGUCACACUUAUGGGUACUAGCUAUAGCUGCAGCCUUAAUGGUAUACAACUAUUACACAAAGUAA
Paramuricea clavata is the source of this 1350-nucleotide messenger RNA. The record is from the annotation of a GenBank genome assembly. Lineage: Eukaryota; Metazoa; Cnidaria; Anthozoa; Malacalcyonacea; Plexauridae.